This is a messenger RNA of Panicum hallii, 1428 nucleotides long. RefSeq names its product AT-hook motif nuclear-localized protein 17-like. Gene Ontology annotation, molecular function: DNA-binding transcription factor activity; minor groove of adenine-thymine-rich DNA binding. The coding region runs from base 116 to 1198 and encodes 360 amino acids. The transcript has a single exon. The record is from RefSeq and is a predicted model, not a curated record. NCBI's taxonomy places the organism in Eukaryota, Viridiplantae, Streptophyta, Magnoliopsida, Poales, Poaceae. Gene Ontology annotation, cellular component: nucleus.
CCGCCCGUGCUCCUGGGACACAGCUCUCCCCCUCGCUCUCGCUGUCGCAGCCGCAUCUUUCCAGCUUGUACUACCUGAUUGCUCGGUGGUGUCUCUCUUUCUCGCGACCACGUUCAUGUCGCUCGGCAAGAGGGAUAUGAGCCAGGAGCGCCUGUACCAAGAUCGCAAGGACGUGGUGCCCAUCCACUUCACCACGCCGCCGCCGCCGCCGCGGCAGCAGCAAUCCCACCAGCACCACCAUGUCGGCCACGGUGAGCAGCAGCAGCAGCAGCUGGAGUGCUUCUCGGAUGAGGUGGACAGCCGCGGGAGCGCCGAGCUGAAGGAGCCCGCGAGUAGUGGGGCACUGGUGGUGUCCGGUGGCGGCGACGGGGCGAGCAUCGAGGUGUCCAAGAAGCGGCGGGGCCGUCCCCCGGGGUCGAAGAACAAGCCGAAGCCGCCCGUGGUGAUCACGCGGGAGGCGGAGCCGGCCGCCGCGAUGCGCCCGCACGUGAUCGAGAUCCCCUGCGGCCGCGACGUGGCCGACGCGCUCGCGCGGUUCGCGACGCGGCGGAACCUCGGGAUCUGCGUGCUCGCGGGCACGGGCGCCGUGGCCAACGUCUCGCUCCGCCACCCGGCGCCCGGCGGGGGCGUCCCGGCCGGCGCCAUCGUCAUCCACGGGCAGUACGAGAUCCUCUCCAUCUCCGCCACGUUCCUGCCCCCCGCCAUGUCCGCCGUGGCGCCGCAGGCCGCCGCCGCCGCCGCGUGCCUCUCCAUCUCGCUGGCGGGGCCGCACGGACAGAUCGUCGGCGGCGCCGUGGCGGGUCCGCUCUACGCCGCGACCACCGUCGUCGUCGUGGCCGCCGCCUUCACCAACCCCACCUUCCACCGCCUCCCCGCGGACAACGACGCGUCGGUGUCCGUUUCCGUCUCGCUCUCCCCCUGCAGCGGCGACCCCGCGGACGAGCACCGCGGCAGCCAUCAUCACCAACAGCAGCACCAGCACCCCGCGGAGCAGGCGCCGCCGCCGCCGCAGGAGCAUCGCCCUCACGUCGUCCGACGCCAGCCCGCGCCGCACCUCGGCGCUGCCGCCUCGCAAGCGCAGCCGGUGGAUCCGUGCGGCCCUCCGGCCGUGCCCAUCUUCGCCUGCCACCCGCAGCCGCACGACGUGAUGUGGCCGCCGCCGGCCCGCGCGCAGCACCCCCCGCCGCCGCCGUUCUGAUGAUCGGCGCGCCCGGGUGAUCAAUCAAUCAUUGGUACGCGUCAAGCUAGCACCGCAUUCGCAUCAUGUAAGCAGGAUAAUGACGUGACAAUGCGCGCCCCAGCGCUCGAUCUCCGUUGACCGUAGCUCCACCUAGGGUUUAACUCUCUUUUUGCUCGUCUCGCGAUGACAAUCGCUGAUCUGCAUUGCGAGAAGCUCUCACGCUACCGCUUCCGUUUCUCCAUUGCAUU